This is a messenger RNA of Tigriopus californicus, 765 nucleotides long. RefSeq lists its product as uncharacterized. Bases 1 to 702 code for a protein of 233 amino acids. The transcript has 3 exons. The record is from RefSeq and is a predicted model, not a curated record. NCBI's taxonomy places the organism in Eukaryota, Metazoa, Arthropoda, Copepoda, Harpacticoida, Harpacticidae.
AUGCAACGUUCGAAAGAAGGGGUGAAGCGAUCCGCCGAAACUCAAACCGGCACCACACCGGUCAAAAAACAACUUUCAAGGCUGAUGGAUCCGUUGCAAGUGAUAUUGACGACCGAGGAGCAACAAACCCAAACUCCCACCCGAAGAGAUUUCGAUGAAGGUGCUUUUUCCGAUGUUGCUCUCGCACUACGAUCGGAGCGACCGGUUUGGGCAGCUAGUAGCACGCAAACGAGUCCGAGGAUCCCAGAUACAUGCAACUCAUUGAUUAAAGAUGGUUUGUUACCAUCGGAUGGAGUGAGGUUGGCCGAAUCAGGCAAUUCUAGCCACACCAAUUCGAUCUCAACUUCCACCGUGAAGGAAGGGGCACUUCAACGUCCACCCAAAUUGGCCGACAUCGAGCAAUUUUCCACAGAGACUCAAACGGAUUUCGUGUCUCAAGGUGUGGGCGAAUCGACGGAUUGGGAUCUGUCCUUUGAGCAAUUCGACGCGGGCACCCAAUUCGAUCUAGACGAUAUCUUAUGCUCAAAUUACACUCAAACAGUGAUGGGCACGGAAUUGGAUCUGGCUGAAAGCCACACGUCCUGUCACGUGGCUGAUAUGAUCAAUGCCGUUCAUUCGAUUGAGACCCAGACGAUAUCCGACCAAAUAAGCAAAGCCCAGUCCUCGAUGGAGACUCAAACCGUCUUGGAGGAGUUCAUUUGAAUGCCCACUUGAAGAAGUGAUGUAAUACUGAAUGAUGAAUGAGUUGAGGAAACAAUAGUAUUA